AUGGGUGGUGCAUUCGCUUUGAUCUUGAAGAUUGUAAGAAGCCAAAUGUCACUUUUAGUUCGACUGGUGGCUUUUUUAAUCGUCGUUAUUGGCUGGUUACUCACGUUUGUGGCGAGCUCACAACAGCUCAAAAGAGCGAAAAGGCAACUUUUCAGUGGAAAUCAAAUGGAAGUGCGAGAACGUCAAGUUUAUGUGGCCCGACUGGCGGUCGCCCUUAUUUGUGUGACGAGUUGUGUUGCAUACUUGCGUGCCCAAGUUUACACGACCAUGAGUUGCUGGGCACUGCAGUUGGCACGUCGUCUCUAG
Molecule: messenger RNA, 306 nt
Organism: Plasmopara halstedii
Lineage: Eukaryota; Oomycota; Peronosporomycetes; Peronosporales; Peronosporaceae
Exons: 2
Coding region: 1-306 (101 amino acids)
Source: RefSeq, a predicted model, not a curated record